Neodiprion fabricii is the source of this 1769-nucleotide messenger RNA. Its product is annotated as cytochrome P450 4C1-like. Bases 192 to 1754 code for a protein of 520 amino acids. NCBI's taxonomy places the organism in Eukaryota, Metazoa, Arthropoda, Insecta, Hymenoptera, Diprionidae. Gene Ontology annotation, molecular function: iron ion binding; monooxygenase activity; heme binding. The transcript is spliced from 12 exons. The record is from RefSeq and is a predicted model, not a curated record.
UUGAAUACCAGCGGAGAAAGGAAUCUUAUCUGCCCUCAACUCGCAACACUAUGCGACAGGAAAGUGAGUUUUGUAGAAACUAACACAGAGCAGUGUUGUAAUACGACAGGACGAUUUUAACGAAAUUUGUUGAACACAUUUGGUUAAAAAAACAAAGUGAGCGGUGUUUCGAGUUUUCACCGAAUCGCAGGAUGGAUUCUUUGUCGGUAGCCACGCUUGCGGUGGCAUUCUUCGUGUUGUACCGGAUAAUCGACAUCGCGGUCAAGCUGUUGAAGAUUGUAUUGCUCUCCGAAUUCCCCCCUACUGCUGAGGAACUGCCAAAUCUGCCUUUCAUAGGCCAUGUGUAUCUCUUCGUCGGCAGCAAUGAGUCUAUAUCAAAGAACGUAAUUAAACUGGGGAAAAUGUAUCCUGCAUUAUUCCGACUCUACGUUGGACGUUAUUCAAUGUUCUUCACAACUCAUUCUGAAGAUCUGAAGGAAGUACUCCUCAGUCCGAAGACCAUUGAAAAACAUUACGUCUACAACUUCGCACGACCCUGUGUGGGGGACGGAUUAGUCACUGCUCCUGCGUCAAUAUGGGAAGUGCACCGAAAGCUGCUUCAGCCGUCCUUCAAUUCCGUGGCUCUGAAAUCUUUCGUCAAAACAUUCGCCACACAGUCAGUGAUACUGGCCAAGAAGAUGGAGCAGCACUUGGACGGAUCGGAAUUUGAAAUACACAGAUACGUCUCGCUGUGUACAUUGGACGCAAUCUGUGUGACGGCUAUGGGCGUAAAUUUGAAAGCACAGGAGAGCGAGGAAUGUCGGUACGACGAAGCAUUACGGAACGUGUUUGCUAGUAUCGCUACACGAACCUUUAGUCCUUGGCUGUACCCCGACUUCGUGUUCUACCGUACGCAGCUUGGCAAGGACCAAAGGAAGCACAUAAAGUUUAUACACGAGUUUGCUGAUAACGUGAUACGACAGAAGAAAGCAGAAAUCGUCCGGCCUGGUGAUAAACGACUAUCAACCGACGAAGAACAAGAUGCAGCUGAUGAUUCCACAGCUGGACCUCAGAUACUGAUAGAAAAUCUCUUCAGACUAUCCAACGAAAACCAAACGCUGACGGAUAAAGAGGUCCGGGAUCAUGUCGAUACGAUGAUCGCAGCUGGCAGCGAUACAACGGCCAUCACGAUGAACUACGUGUUGUUGAUGCUGGCAUCCCAUCAAGACAUUCAGGAAAAAGUGUACCAGGAACUGUGCGACAUCUUCGGAGAACAUGUAUUAAACGACGACAGUGAAGAGUUGCACAUCACGAUGGACGUCUUGGCGAGAAUGACGUACAUGGAGAGAGUAAUCAAAGAAACUAUGCGGCUGUUCCCGGUUGCGCCCCUAAUGUCUCGGACGGCAACGGACGAUUUUGAUCUAGGUCAUCGUACAUUUCCAAGAGGGACUUCGAUCGUUCUCAACAUUUUCGGGGUCCAUAGGAGUGAGAAAUACUGGCCCGAUCCUCUGAAGUUUGAUCCAGACAGAUUCCUACCCGAAAGAUUCGCGAGACAACAACCGUACUCAUACUUACCAUUUAGUGGGGGACGAAGAAAUUGUGUCGGUUGGAAGUACGCUAUGAUGUUGAUGAAGACGAUCACCGCAACGGUCCUCCGACGCUACGUUCUGACUAAGGAUAAAGUAAUGCCGGUCGAAGAUUUACGGCUGACGUUCGAUACUUUACUGAAAUCUGUUGAUCCUGUCACAAUUAGGAUUCAGCAACGCGUAAAAUAACAUGCGUUUCAGUGA